Benincasa hispida (wax gourd) is the source of this 891-nucleotide messenger RNA. NCBI's taxonomy places the organism in Eukaryota, Viridiplantae, Streptophyta, Magnoliopsida, Cucurbitales, Cucurbitaceae. The record is from RefSeq and is a predicted model, not a curated record.
AUGGACUCAAGUAAAGGCUUAGAAGAGAACCUAGAUGAAUUUCAGAAGAUUAUAGUUGAUCUUAAUAACAUCAGUGAGAAGAUGUCGAAUGAAAAUCAAGCAGUUAUUCUUUUGAAUUCUUUGCCAGAAUCGUAUCGAGAAAUUAAGGCAGCUAUUAAAUAUGGACAGGAUUCAUUUUCCAUGGAUAUAGUAAAAAAAUUUCCUUUGAAUAAGAGCAAUGAAGCAUCAAGUAGCAAGCAUAAAGGGGAUUCUAGUGCAGCAAAUGUUACUGAUGGGUAUGAUUCAGCAGAGGAAAAUGAUGGAGGAUUAGUUUUGCUUGGUGAUAAUGGUGCUUGUGAUGUAAAAGAAAUUGGGUCAAUUCGAAUUGAAACAUAUGAUGAUAGAGCAGGUUAUUCCUAUAAAUCUGAUAAUGGAGUUCUGAAGGUUAUCAAGGGUUAUUUAGUUAAGCUGAAGGGGACCUUGAGGAAUGGUCUUUAUUUGUUGGAGUGUACUGCAGUUUCAGGUAGUGUUGCUGUUGCAUAUGGGAAAGAAACAGAUAAAUCUAUGUUAUGGUAUAACAGAUUAGCUCAUGUACCUUCUAUGGGAGGUUCGAGAUACUUUAUGUCGAUCAUUGAUGACUUUUCAAGAAAGGUGUAUAUGUAUCCACUGAAACAGAAGGAUGAAGCUUUUAGGAAAUUUCUUGAAUUGAAAAAGCAGGUUGAGAACAAUACAGGCAAGAAGGUAAAGUAUCUGAGGACAGACAAUGGUUUGGAAUUUGUGAAUCACAAAUUUGAUAAAUUUUGCAAAUCUGAGGGAAUUAUGAGGCAUUUCACUAUUACGUACACUCCACAGCAAAAUGGUUUAGCUGAGAGGUUCAACCAAACAAUUAUGGAGCGUACAUAUGUCUCUUGA